This is a messenger RNA of Phaeoacremonium minimum UCRPA7, 780 nucleotides long. RefSeq names its product putative zn-dependent nadph:quinone reductase protein. Gene Ontology annotation, molecular function: oxidoreductase activity, acting on NAD(P)H. NCBI's taxonomy places the organism in Eukaryota, Fungi, Ascomycota, Sordariomycetes, Togniniales, Togniniaceae. The transcript has 2 exons. The record is from RefSeq and is a predicted model, not a curated record. The coding region runs from base 1 to 780 and encodes 259 amino acids.
AUGGCGACAAAGCCUGAUAAUGAGACGGCCCAGCUACAGCUGUUCCAGAAAGGCGGUCCCUUGAGAAUUGUCAAGAUCCCGAUCCCAACGCUUUCCCCUGGCCAGGUUCUCGUCUGCCAGCAAGUCGUCGCCCUUAAUGGCUUGGACUGUAAACAGCGCGAUCUCGGGAUACUGAUCUCUAAAUGGCCCUAUAUCCUCGGUGUUGAGGGUGCAGGCAUUGUGGAGGCAGUUGGACCGCGCGUCAACCACCUCCAGCCUGGCGAUGAGGUCACAGCAUGGAUGGCUGGUCGAGAAAUUGGCGAGGACUGGGGAGGUGCCUAUCAGGAGCACGUCGUCAUGCCAGAGUGGGCUGUAGCCAGGAAGCCGAAGAACAUCAGCCUCGUGGAGGCUGCAUCCUUACCUGUGGUGUCAGACAUCAAGACUGCAUCGCCUGGCGGAAGAGGAGUGGAUAUGAUCAUCGACUGCGUCAGUGCUGGGGCGUCACAGACUGACAUAUGUGACGUUCUAGACCCGUCUGGCUCUAAGAAGUACGCAUCGCUCAUGACUGGGGUUGACGUACCAGUACCACAGGAUGUCACAAAGUUUGAUGUGAUCGGCAGCUCCCUGGUCAAGUUGCAGGACCGAGAGGCCAUCGUUCAAGCCCUUGCACGACUGGUGGAAGAAGACAAAUAUAAACUUCCGGUACCUGUACGAGUGGUAGGCCACGGGCUGGAGCAGUUGCCGAGCGUCAUGGAUGAAGUGAUGAGUGUGAGCUGCGAGAAACUGGUGGUUACUCUGUGA